AUGGCGCUCGGGCGCGGACGCGGGCGCGGGCGCGGCGUAGGGGCGAACGACGGUUCGUAUCUGGAUCCUUUUUUUUGGUACUUUGUGCAUCAGAGCGUCGGGAUGAUCUCGAGCGCGUGGCGUCGAUCGGUGACGACGAUGGGAUUCGAACCGCUGGGGGCGGCGCUGACGCUCGGCGUGGUGUUCGCCGAGCGCGCGGUGCGGUGGAUACCCGUGGAGGAGAUUCGGGAGGGAGCGCUGCGGGCGGCGUUCGGCGACGCGGAGACGGCGCGGGCGUGUCCGCGUUCGAUGCGUCGAAUGACGAUGCUCGCGUUCGCGAAGACGUGCGUGUUGGCCACGUGCGCGCAUUAUAACGAUUACCACGCGGUGUAUAACGCUGGGUCGUUGUUCGCGAAGAUGGUGGAGACGGAGAAACGCGUACGCGCGAGCGUGACGCGAGACGCCUCCGCCGCGGCGACGGCGGCGUUCGCACUAGUCUUGGGCGGGUUAGCGAACGCGACGGCGGUCGUGUCGGCGAAUUAUCUGUUUCCAGAUCUCGCGUCGCAGUGUUUUCAGGGAAGCAGUGGGCUCUUAUUCGCGCUGAAGACGUAUCGGGCUCGGGCGGAUUUUGCGGCUGGCGUUCGAGGACGCGUAUCCUUCUUCGGCUUCAUCGAUGUCCCGGCGGAGAUGGCGUCACUGGCGGAGAUUGCAAUAUUGUACAUGCUCGACUCGUCACCGGCCAUGUUGAACGUCUACGCCUCGGGCGCCGUCGUCGGCUUGGCUUUGGCCUCGUUUGAGUCGUCCGCCAUGAACGCGCUCGCGCGAGCAACGCGCGGCGUGCAGAGUUUACUAUCUCUCGCUCCGGGGGGGCGAAUCGGCGCGCGGGUCGUGCUUACGGGAAUGCGAAACGGCUCUCUAAACGGUCAGUGGGGAACCGUGACGGCGAACGUCGGCAGUCAGGUGACGGUGCGCCUCGACAGUGACCGCCGAGAGGUGACGGCGUUGCCCAAUAAUCUCAUCUUUCCCUAG
Messenger RNA from Ostreococcus tauri, 1008 nucleotides. Its product is annotated as unnamed product. The record is from RefSeq and is a predicted model, not a curated record. Bases 1 to 1008 code for a protein of 335 amino acids. NCBI's taxonomy places the organism in Eukaryota, Viridiplantae, Chlorophyta, Mamiellophyceae, Mamiellales, Bathycoccaceae. The transcript has a single exon.